GACACUUCCAUUCGGACGUGCCUCUGCAACGAGUUCGAUCCAGAUUUUAGAUCUGGGCGCCCUGCAUACGCUCCUCCCGUUCUUUACAUCAGAUGUCAAAUGUCGGAUACUAAGAUCUCAUUCUCUGAACUUCUUUCAAACUUCAUUUUCCGUUCGUUCUUAUAGAGCACCCUUCUCAAGUUAAAUUCGCGUCCUAACUCUUCAAAACCCUUUCACCAACUAUAUCAUUCUAUUCACUUGUCAUCCUCCAAACUAUCUCAUUCUCCCUUUCGCUUCCGCUUAAGAUAAACUCUCUUCAUGUCUUUGGAUCAUUAUCCAAUCCUUACCGACAGACGUUUUCACCAACAAACCGAGAGACAGUCUUACCAGAUACAUGACUCCAUUUCCUUAGCUCCUGCUCACUGGAACUACCAAUCCAGAUCACAAAAUGAAAUCCCUCAUGAUUAUUCUUCUACUUCUUCUUCCUGGAACGUGAAUUUGCUCAAUAAUUGGUCUAAUGAAGUUGUACCUUCCUCCUCUCCUGUACCAUCCUCUCCAUCUUAUCCAGUCAAUCUGCGCCACCCCGGUUCCGGUCACGGUGGCUAUCAACAGUCUGCUUACACAGAACCCUCCCAGCGUCACUUACAAUCAACAUCUCCUCAAUCCCUAUCAUCCGGAUUGUCAUCUUCAUCCUUUGAACGUCAAGUACUCCAACACCGCUCCCCAUCGGCAGGUUCCACUUUCAAGUUCGACGAUGCUUCAUGGGGUGCAACUCUUUAUACUAUCCACGAUGACAGAAGUACUCCAUCGCAUUCACUACCACCUCCUACAGUCACUAGCACAUCUCCUUCUGCACGUACUUCUUCUAGAGCUUCAUCGUCCAGAUCACCUCCAGUCAAGCUCGAACAAGAUGAGGUUUCAAGCGCCGAUUGCUUUGUCAUGGAAUUUGCUACCGCUGUCCCAGCUGCGCAGGACAGCACCUCAUUAGCUCCCCCAACAGAAGUGCCCUUGCGCGCGACCCAAGCAAGCAAGGCAAUGCGCAAAAUGAUGGGUGUAUUUCGGCUCAAUCCGUUCUCAAUGCAUGAGGGUGGUGGUCAGGCAAUGAGUACCUGGAUGGGGGAGGAUGCAGGCCCGUUGGACGAAGAACCUCAGGUCUUCGAGUUUCAACUCGACGUUGGAUACCGCGACUCUGACGAGGAACUCGAGGAACAAGCACCUUCACACCUUCAGACUCUCAUAGAGGUCCCAGAACCUGGCCCAGACGAAAACACGAGGUGGGCGGAGGGUGACGACUCCGACCUCUCCUACCCCCCGGUCUCACAUAAUAGCUGGGCCACCAACGACCCGUCGUGUCAUUCGUAUACAUUGCCAUCACUCAGGUCAUAUAAUUCCCAUCCCCACUCCCCUUCACUGUCUUCCACUUCGUCGCGAAGAACGCCCCUGGAUAUGUCUGCCUCAGAGUAUUCUGGCACAUAUACACUCCAUGGCUCUGGCAGCUGCGGUUCUUCCACUGAUAACCUUCCGUCACUCUCAUCUAUGGCACGACGUUGGUCGAUUCCCGCCAAUCUACAAGCACCAUUCAUGAUAUAAAGUACACCCACGUUGCAUUACCAUGACGAUUAAUCAAAGGACGGACGAGCUCGUAGCGCUCAAGUCUUGGGUAACGUUUUCAAUCACUGUUGCUACCACUGUCGAUUGCCGAUCUAUCGCAUUUGAGGGUUGCUGGAGUGAUUCAUCCCUGCUUGUUUUACUUUGCUCAUCACGUCGUUUACUGUUGCAUUUUCUUUUUCUUGAUCAUUCUUAUUGUCUUGGGUCGUUCUUCGCUCACGGACAGAACUCAAAUUAAAUUUCUGGCAGGUUGGAACGCAUGUAAUAUACUCUGCAAAAUCAUAUGAUACCUAUGAUACUCAUAUUGUUCAUCUUGCUGCAAUGUCCACAUCCCGAUCUUUCAUGAGAUCGCAUACCGUAACUUUGAGCUAAC
This is a messenger RNA of Suillus subalutaceus, 1960 nucleotides long. RefSeq lists its product as uncharacterized. Lineage: Eukaryota; Fungi; Basidiomycota; Agaricomycetes; Boletales; Suillaceae. The record is from RefSeq and is a predicted model, not a curated record. Bases 298 to 1569 code for a protein of 423 amino acids. The transcript is spliced from 2 exons.